UCAUACCGUAUGCUUGCUCGGAUAUUAUAAGGGAUUUUACGUAAACCACGAAGCGUUGAUCACUCACUGACCAACACAAGUUUAGUGGACAUACGAUACGUGAUUGCACCUACUUGUUAACGGCCAUUUGCCGAAGUGACAAACAUCAGAUAGACAGUGGUCAGGCAAUAACGCAAGGAUUUGAAGAAUUCAUUACGUUUACAAAAAAAUUAACUUCAUUGUGCGACCAUGAAUGGGAUUAGUAGGUACAGCGGAAAUCAGUCAGGAGGCGAGAUGGAUUUAAUGGAACGCAUCCCUCUUAAGAUGGAGGAUGUCCGGUUAAAACCCGAUCCAACGUUCAACGACGUCACGGAUACUACGGAAAACUUCCGUAAUUCCUACCCUGAUGUAUCCGCUGUGGAAGUUGGCCCGCCGGUACGGGAUAAAGGUGAGUCGACCGACGAAUCUAGUCCAAGGACCCAAAGCAGCGACUCGUUGGUGAACCCGACCUCAUCCCUUGUCUACAAGAUCAGUGACAACCCUCCAAUUCAUCUAACCAUCGUAUUUGCAUUCCAGCAAGCACUCUUGGCGUUCGCGGUCCAGUUGGUCAUUUCCCUACUUGUGGCACAGGCUGUCAAUGGCGAACAUGAUCCUGAGCUCCGUGGCAGCUUGCUCAGUUCUACAAUGUUUAUGUGUGGUUUUACAACCAUGAUCAUGUCCCUAUUUGGCACCAGGUUGCCCAUAUUCCAAGGUGGAGCGGCGGAGUAUAUCAUACCACUGUUAGUUUUACAAGAUGAUGUCCAAAAACAGAAAGGCAACGCCAUCACCGGUACUACAAGCACGAACACUACGAGUAACUACACAGGAAGCCCAUUGUUUUACUCCAACGACACUGCUUAUCAAAUGAAUAUCACAAACAUGGCGGGUACAGACAUCCUUCUAGACCACCAGGGCGUCGAUUUUCAAAAAUUGCGAGGGAUGAUGGGGAGCCUGAUGGUAAUAGGAUGUAUUCACAGUAUGAUUGGACUGACUGGACUUGUUGGAAUCUUGCUCAGAUUCAUCGGCCCAAUCACGGUCGUACCGACGCUUUUACUCCUUGGUUUGUGGAUGGCGAGGAUGACCGCCAAAUUCAUAUCUAUUCAAUGGGGAGUAGGGAUUAUGACAGCUGCCAUUUCUAUAAUCCUGUCGUUAGUUUUGGGUAACUGGAAGAUGCCUUUGCCAUUUUGGUCUAAGACGAAAGGAUUUCACUUAAUUCGUUCAAAUUUCCAUCAAACUGCUGGGUCACGAAAUCUGGUGGCUUCUCCGACGAUCCCUAAGGAGCCCGAAUACUUCGCAAGAACGGACAUAAUGCCUGGGAUUAUACAGAACGCUAGCUGGAUUUACUUCCCCUAUCCAGGCCAGUUCGGUCUGCCAUUAAUUAGGGGAGACGCUUUGAUUGGAUUUCUUAUUGCAACCAUGGUUUCAAUUCUGGACUCGAUUGCUGAUUACUACGCAUGCGCGAUAGCCUGCAAUGUUCCACCCCCUCCUGCUCAUGCAGUCAACAGGGGAAUUGCCGUGGAAGGAUUUUGCUCUUUCCUAUCAGGGACAUUAGGGUGUGGACAUGCAACGGGGUCAUAUGGCGGAAACAUCGGCGCAAUACGUAUCACAAAGGUAGCCAGCAGACGUGUGUUUGUGGUGCUUGGGUGCAUAUACAUGUUGUUUGGGAUCAUUGGUAAGCUGUGUGCUGUAUUUAUCACCAUACCCUACCCCGUAUUAGGGGGAAUUACGCUAAUUAUGAUCAGUAUGUUCAUGGGGGUGGUCAUCGCAAACCUCCAUCACGUGGAUCUCAGAUCCAACCGGAAUCUGGCCAUUAUGGGGAUGGCUUUUACUGUUGGUACCAUAGUGCCGUACUGGAUAGAGCAAAGCCGGGAUCGCCUAAAAACGGGAAGCGAAACAUUAGAUAAAAUCUUCAUCAUGGUGUUCGGAAAUGCGACCAUUGCUGGUACUCUGUUGGCAUGUGUACUAGACAACACUAUCGCCGGAACUCCUACUGAACGAGGCUUGACUGCUUGGACAGAGGUGACGUGUGGCAAAAGUGACGAUCGGAGUGACGUCAUAAUGAAAGAUGAAAUUGAGUAUUCAGAAGGAUUAGACGUUUAUGACCCAAUAGUCCCCGGAUGUGUGCGGAGGUGGAAGGGAUUGCGAUAUGUUUCCAUCAUGCCUGACACUUUUACAUACAAGCAAAAUGAGUUGGAUAUUAAAGAGAAUGCAUAACACGUUUUCUAGACAUUUCUUCGUUCCUAUUGAUAUCAAGGUUUUUAAAUCUAAAGAUAUUUUAUUUUCACGAUUGAUGUCCGUCUAUAUUUUGAAAGCAUAACAAGCGCAAUACGUUAUUACUUGAAAGUGACAGUGGUUGAAUAUAAUACAGGACAUUGAUCUUUUCAGACAAGUUUUGUUGAUAUUCAUCUUCCGUCUCCGUUCGCAAACCACUUCAAUACCCACAGCCAAAACCAUAUCACCUCUCCAUAUCAUGACAGCUGUCCUACCGGUGGUGUUAUUACGAGAAUCGUUUUAAUUAUUCCUCAGUGGUAUGAUAAUAAUAUUUUGAUUAUAGAAUGUUGUGUUCUUUACCUAUUGUUUACCUACCAAGACAGCAUACCACCGCUUGGUACACGGCGCUUCACAACACUACAAACAUGCGCAGUACAUCAACAGGAAUCACGCGGUUCUGUUAGGAACUUACUAAUUUCAGGAUAAGAAUGACGGAUACAUAACAUAUAAUAUUUGAAUUAAAUUGCUGGAUCAUUGCACAUGUUGUUCAUUUACUUUAUGCUAAUUUUCUUCGAACAUUGUGUCUCAUAUUUGGAGCUAUAUUAUUCAGCGGAGUAAUAAUAACAUGACAAGCAUAUAGACAGAGCGGCAGCUUUGAACUGACAAAAGUUUAUGUGAGAAAAUAAGUUAUAAAUAGAAUAUACCAUAUUUCUUGACGCAUAACAGUUAUAUUUCAUCCAGUAGGAUUGAAUUAAGGAUUAUUAUCUAUAUCUUGGUUUUUCAGCUGAAAGAUGUUUUUGUCUUCUACGAUUCAUGUGAUUCAUGCGCCAUUUGCUUGUCAUGUUAAUGUUUACUGCAAACUAUUUUAAAUAGUCAUAUCUUGUUAUAAAUUACGACAUUGCUAUGCUAAAUAAAUCUUCUGAUAAUUUG
Molecule: messenger RNA, 3159 nt
Organism: Pecten maximus
Lineage: Eukaryota; Metazoa; Mollusca; Bivalvia; Pectinida; Pectinidae
Product: solute carrier family 23 member 1-like
Exons: 11
Coding region: 229-2232 (667 amino acids)
Biological process (GO): transmembrane transport
Cellular component (GO): membrane
Molecular function (GO): transmembrane transporter activity
Source: RefSeq, a predicted model, not a curated record